Messenger RNA from Phyllopteryx taeniolatus (common seadragon), 1110 nucleotides. It is a transcript of the gene psma5, whose product is annotated as proteasome 20S subunit alpha 5. The coding region runs from base 131 to 856 and encodes 241 amino acids. NCBI's taxonomy places the organism in Eukaryota, Metazoa, Chordata, Actinopteri, Syngnathiformes, Syngnathidae. The record is from RefSeq and is a predicted model, not a curated record. Gene Ontology annotation, biological process: proteasome-mediated ubiquitin-dependent protein catabolic process. The transcript is spliced from 10 exons. Gene Ontology annotation, cellular component: nucleus; proteasome core complex, alpha-subunit complex; proteasome core complex.
ACCUUUUCUGGUGUUACACACUCAACGAUUCCCAGAAACUAGCGAACUCAUUCAAGGGUUUGUGCCACACAAGAUAAACAAAAACUUACCAAAUUCAAGGAUUUAGAGAUCCUCUGUUCAAAGUUGAACGAUGUUCCUGACGAGAUCGGAAUAUGACAGAGGCGUCAACACAUUCUCUCCUGAAGGAAGGUUAUUCCAAGUUGAAUAUGCUAUUGAGGCUAUAAAACUUGGCUCCACAGCCAUUGGUAUCCAGACAUCAGAGGGGGUGUGUCUGGCUGUGGAGAAGAGGAUCACCUCUCCGCUCAUGGAGCCCAACAGCAUUGAGAAGAUUGUGGAGAUCGACAGUCACAUUGGUUGUGCAAUGAGUGGCUUGAUAGCUGAUGCCAAGACUCUAAUUGACAAAGCCCGAGUGGAAACACAGAACCACUGGUUCACUUACGAUGAGACCAUGACAGUCGAGAGCGUGACCCAGGCGGUGUCCAACUUGGCGCUGCAGUUUGGGGAGGAGGAUGCUGACCCUGGUGCAAUGAGUCGACCAUUUGGAGUCGCACUUCUUUUUGGAGGGGUGGAUGAAAAAGGACCUCAAUUGUAUCACAUGGACCCUUCAGGAACCUUUGUGCAGUGUGACGCUCGGGCAAUAGGCUCAGCAUCUGAGGGUGCACAGAGCUCGCUGCAAGAAGUCUACCACAAGUCCAUGACGCUAAAAGAUGCCAUCAAGUCAUCUCUCACCAUUCUGAAGCAGGUGAUGGAGGAAAAGCUCAACGCGACCAACAUUGAGCUGGCAACAGUGGAGCCAGGGAAGACCUUUCACAUGUACUCCAAAGAAGAGCUGGAAGAUGUGAUCAAGGAUAUUUAGAUGACUUUCAGUGCAGGCACAAGAGAACAGGAAGUACACCUGGCUUCAGCAACAAAACACAACUUUCCAUCAGCGCAUUCAGUUCGCUGCACUCAGAUCUUUUUGGAUUUUAUCAGAGGUUGUCUGUGUGAUGUGCUAAUUGACUUCUUGCCCAUCAACAUCUGUACAGAAUGGCAGGAAGAAAACAGGGUUGUGGGGUAUUUUUUUUUUCUAAGAAAUUAGUACUUCAAUUAAACUUGUAUUCCACAACUGAA